CUUCCUUCCCUUCCACCCAUGUCCAUCGAAGGCGUCUCGUGUGGUGGACUGGACUGGGUCUGAGGUUUCUUCUAGGAUCCCUUGUCAGUAGGUUUCUGUAGCCGCUUCGUCUUGGUGUGCCAGUCGGUGAUCUCGUGAAUAAAGUCCACUUGAAAUGCUUUUCGCCAGGCUAAAGGCUUGUUUAUGUAAAUGAAUAAGCAUCUCCGUCGUCGCCUGAUUUUCCUACUUCCUCGCUCCCUGUUUUCGGACUCUUUCACGAUGAGAGAAGCAGAUCUCACGUCGCUUCCUAGUUUCGAUGCAUGGUUAACAAAUCGUCAGCACCUGCCGUCCUCGCAAUCCUCGUCGCUAUCAUCUCCGUGGGCAAGCAUCCAGCUGACAGAACCAAUCCUGGAACACAGCACUCCUCCUUCUGAGUUGAUUCAAAUGCUAUCCUCGUCGCUACCAUCUCCGUGGACCAGCAUCCACCAGCAGUUGACCGAACCACUCGUACCACGCAGCACACCUUCCUUCACCUUCCCCACUCCUCUCGAAACCUUCCCUUCGCAUGUCUACUACCCCGUUUCAUGCACAAUCGUCGGGAUGUACAUGAUAACUUAUCAGUCCGCGCCACAUGUUAGCAGCCCUUCUAGCAGACAUGAUGGCAGCAUGAAUCGACGCGCUGACGAAGGCAUUGUCGAGCGGAUAACCUUGCUGAAACGAAAGAGCCUGAGUUAUCCCAGGGCUAUAGCAACCAUGGCGUCAACAGAUAGCGGUGCUACUACCAGUAGCCCACCAUCUGGGAGCGAUGCCGACUACUUGACAUCUGGCAGCGAUUUCAGUGGCCCGACAGCAGCAAUGGAUGGCGAUGCUGAUGUCCCCCAGCCUCCUGAUAGCGAUGCUGAUACCUCGUCGUAUGAACGCGUCGAGCCAUUUCGCUGCAAGCUGUACUCUGUUCCAAGACGACACGGCAAUCCGGAGAAAAUCGUCGAUGAUCCUGUCAUGGCGCCAAUCAAUUCUAGUAUCUGGAGUCGGACAGACGAUGAUGGUUCGCACCUGCUACUGGCUUCGGCCAUGCCACCCCUACCUCGGAUCGAGGCCUGCCAUAAGAGGCCUGUGCUUUCGCGAAUGCUGGCAAAGAAACACUACAGUUAUCGUGCUUCGCGCAGGGAGCCUUUCUUGUCGCCAGUGCGAGAGCCUGAGGCCUACGUUAUCCAAUCUGAACCAUUUCCCCACCUGCCCGUUCUAACACCACCCACCUUCCUCGACUUGAAACCGGGCAAACGACGUCAUAUGUUCUUCUAGUGAUUCAAUCGGGAAUAUUAGACAGUGCCACUAUGUGU
Messenger RNA from Closterium sp. NIES-67, 1319 nucleotides. Lineage: Eukaryota; Viridiplantae; Streptophyta; Zygnematophyceae; Desmidiales; Closteriaceae. The record is from the annotation of a GenBank genome assembly.